Molecule: messenger RNA, 1254 nt
Organism: Akanthomyces muscarius
Lineage: Eukaryota; Fungi; Ascomycota; Sordariomycetes; Hypocreales; Cordycipitaceae
Exons: 1
Coding region: 1-1254 (417 amino acids)
Biological process (GO): lipid metabolic process
Molecular function (GO): phosphoric diester hydrolase activity
Source: RefSeq, a predicted model, not a curated record
AUGAGACUGUCGCUUGCGGCUGUCGGCGCAGUCCUCGCGCCGGCCGGCCUCGCACAGGUCGUCUCCUACAGCGACUCUUCCGGCCUGACAUUCUUCACCGGUACCCGUACCAACGCGCCCAGCUCCUCUGGCUCGCCGACCCUCGUCUACUCGACCUACGGCACCCAAAUCACCCUGACGGGCAGCAACGACACCACCACUGCCACCUCGACCAGCACGACGACGACGGCCACCACCACCACCAACGGCACAACGUCCGCCACGCCCACCAACACGCAACCAUGCAACAACUACGUCGAGUUCUGCACGCGCAAGUACAGCAACAUCAGCUUUGUCGCCGCCCACAACUCGCCCUUUGUCCGUCCCGGCAACUCGGGCUCCAACCAAGCCUUGCCCGUCAAGGUCCAGCUCAGCGACGGCAUCCGCCUCGUGCAGGGGCAGAUGCAGUGGCCGACCAAUGGCACUGAGCCGCAUUUCUGCCAUACCUCCUGCGAUCUCCUCGACGCCGGGCCCAUCUACGACUGGCUCACAGAUGUGCGCGAAUGGGUCGACGACCAUCCUUACGACGUCGUCACCAUCCUGCUCGGCAACGGCAACUACUCGGACGCCUCGCUCUACAAGCCUUAUAUUGAGAAGAGCGGUAUCCAAAAGUACGCCUACACCCCGCCCCUGCUGCCCAUGAAGCUCAACGACUGGCCCACGCUCGAGGAACUCAUCCUCCUCGGCAAGCGCGUCAUCAUGUUCCUCGACUACAACGCCAACCACACCGCCGUUCCCUGGCUGCUCGACGAGUUCUCCCAGGUCUGGGAGACGCCCUUUGACCCGACGGACCCGAGCUUUCCCUGCACCGUCCAGCGCCCGCCCGACCUGAAGCCCGAAGAUGCCAAGGACCGCAUGUAUCUCAUGAACCACAACCUCAAUGCCGAGUUCAACGUCUUUGACAUUCAGCUCCUGGUACCUGCCGUCUCGGUCCUCAACCAGACCAACGCCGCCGAGGGCAACGGCAGCCUGGGCAUGGCUGCCAACAACUGCCGCUCCGACUGGGGCCGCGCGCCCAACUUUUUAAACGUCGACUACUACAACUACGGCUCCGACACGGUCAAUGGCUCUGUGUUCCUCGCGGCGGCGCGUCUCAACAACGUCACCUACAACCGCACUUGCUGCGGCAAGGUCUCUGCCGGGCCGGCCCUAACCAGCCCUGUCUACUGGGUCGGUGUUGCGGUGUUGGCGAUGACUGUAUUUUUGAACUUUUAG